CGAGCCGCCCGCCCGCUCCCGCCGCGUGCAAAGUAGUGGCAGCCGGUGCGGCUCGGCCGCCGCCCGCUCCCGGCGCCCCAGCGCGGCACUCGUGCCCAGGCCCGCCGGCGCCAGGUUGUCUUCUGAAUUUUGUCUGAAGGUACCCUCUUGCUUUCUCAGCAAAUCAUGGACAUCGUUGGCUUUCUGAAGUCGCAAUUCAUUUGCCACCUUCUGAUCUGCUACAUAUUUAUAGUGUCAGGACUGAUCAUUAACUUCAUUCAACUCUUUACACUUAUACUUUGGCCAAUCAACAAGCAACUGUUCAGGAGGAUCAACUGCAGGCUGGCUUACUGCAUUUCAAGCCAGAUGGUGAUGCUGCUGGAAUGGUGGUCAGGCACCGAUUGCACCCUUUACACUGAUCCAGAGAGUUACCACAAGUACGGGAAGGAGAAUGCCAUCGUAAUCCUUAAUCACAACUUUGAAAUUGACUUUCUCUGUGGUUGGAACUUUUGUGAGAGAUUUGGGGUCCUGGGGAGUUCCAAAGUGCUUGCAAAGAAGGAGCUCUCCUACAUGCCUAUCAUUGGCUGGAUGUGGUAUUUCCUAGAGAUAGUCUUCUGCAAGCGCAAGUGGGAGGAAGAUCGGAAAACAGUUGUACAGAAGUUGCUCAAUCUCCGGGACUACCCUGAAAACUUUUGGUUCCUGAUUCAUUGUGAGGGCACAAGGUUCACAGAACAGAAGCACCAGAUCAGCAUGCAGGUCGCUGAAGCCAAGGGUCUGCCCAAGCUCAAGUACCACCUCCUGCCACGAACAAAAGGAUUUGCUGUCACCGUGCAGUGUUUGAGAAAUGUAGGAUGGUGGACUUGGCUGGAGUACCUUGCUAAGGGAUGGAGCUGCAGCACAACAGAGCAGUGGAGCCAAGUCACAGGUUUGGGACCAGCUGGGUGUGAGAGAGCUCCUGUCCCAUUUUCUUUCCUCCUUUUUGACAAGGGUGCAAUUGAGCUUGUCACAGGCUGUAGUACUAUAGGAUGAGUAGAUGCUGUUUUCUCUGGCUGUAGAUGUAAUUCACCCAAGGCAGCAGAGAUUACCUCUUAAAAAGUUUGUAUCAAGUCUUAAUGCUACCUGCUGUAGUCACUCUGGAAGGAGUUCUGAAGUAGUUCUGAACAAAUCUGUACAAACAGAUUUAUAUUUUCAUUUGCUUCCAUACCAGUGAUGCCAUAUCUGUCAGCAUAAGCAGAUGUAUUUGGAUAAAAAUACCUGUCACACAAAACAAGAGGUAAAGAACCUUCCCUCUUAACUAAUUUAUUUCAUAAGUGAUAGUGGAAUUGUUUUUUCCUCCAAAACUUGCUUUCAGAAGCUCAGAUCCUCGUAUAUCAUUUGAUUCUUAAAGAAAGAAAGCUUUUAAUAUUUUCUGUACUUGUUCUGAUAUUUUCAUUGGUGACCAUUCCUCCCAGUAUGGUUUUACAGAUGCAGUCCCCAGGAACUUAAUUUCUAGAAGCUGUUCACUUUCUUAAUAAGUUGCUGUUUGCUACCUGUACUGUUCAUGGAAGCAAAUAAAAAUACAAAUCUGUUUCUAAAACAUUCAUCCAUUACUUACAGUAAAAGUAGAUGUCUCUAAUACUUCAAAAGAUAUAUUUAACUGUUACUGUCUGGCUGUAUAUAAGGCAGUUCCUUUCAGCUGCUUUUGUUUAGUUAAGACUUGUACUUAAAAAUGUACUUCACGAUGGAUUGCAGAUAAGCCCAGGUUUUGUUGUGUACCUUUUCCUCCAGUUGUGCAUGCUGGGAACUGCUGUCCUAGAGCAUGAGAAUAAAUUCCAGGGUGAUAUUCUCAUGUUGCAGUGCCUUUUUUUUUCCCUUGAGUUGUAUGUUAGUCCUGUAUAUUUUUUUUUUUCAAGUGGGUUUCUAUUCAUCAUCCAGAGCAAGUAACCAAGUUUGAGAGGAUGAGUGGUUUUUGUUCAAGCUGACCCCAUUAAUGAAAUGUUAAAUCAAAGGAUUGUGUCAAGAUGGUGUCACAUCAGCAGUACAGAGAAUGUCACUGUACCUUUCCUUUUCCAGUCUUCAGAUCGUUUUCUGCUAGUAUUAAGAUGCAUGUAGCCAUGCCUGUAGUUUGAUUUGUCAGUGAAUCAUCCUGGCAUAAUCCACCAUGGCCACAAAAUAAUGCGUGAAAUUCAAGAGGACAGUCAAAGCAAGAAAAAUCCUCUCUAGAUAUGUAAUCCGAAGAUUUUUUUAGGUUGAAGUUAAGAAAUUAAAUCUUAAAUUCUUAAGGUCUUAGCUCUCUGUCAGAAAGCUGUAGAGGGAACCAAAAGUUAAUGAUAUGAAAAAAAGCUGGGCAGAGAUUAGAAAACAAACAAAAAAAACCCUAAUCAGUUUUUGACAGAAAGUAAAGGCUUUCAAAUAUUUGUGUUUGGAUUUUAAUGAAAAAGAGAUAUUACUCCUUUGAAAAAAUAUUUCACCAUUGAAGCAAAACUUCUUAAAUGCUGCUCAUAUUAGUUUGAGAGUGAGACAGUUGAAAUAUUUUAAAGAUACUAUGGAGGGUUUUUUUUUACUUGUUUUAGAAUGUGAAUUAUCUGGUCUCUUCAGCUUUUGGAUGAGAAAGUCAUGAGAUGUCCAAUUCUAAUUUUGAAAUUACAAAAUCCGUGUUUAAUGAUGACCAGUUCCAGUGUGUCACACAGCAUGCUAGUGCUGCUUUGACUGUGGGUGCUCUCUAGCAAAUUUUAAUUUCAUGAAGCCUUUUUCUUGGACACUUUCAUUGUUAUUCUUUUCCUGCACUCUCAGAAUGAGAAAGCUAAAAUCUUUAGUUAUCUUCAGUUAUAUCUGGAUAACAGAGGUCUGUUUACUUCUGCACAUUGCUAUCAUUGUCUUGAGUUUGGCACUGCUUUGCACCAAAAGAUUUCAGUGUGUUGUUAACAGUUACUAGUCUGAAGAUUAAACUACAGAGCAGUUGGAAACUGGAGCAGCACUUUUUUUCCCCCUUGGAGAAAAGGAAAACUGUGUAAGACUGUCAGCACCUAAAGAUAUUCUUGUCCAUCUCCACAGAAGUUUUAUUCAGAGCAGAACUAUCUUCCAAUAUGUCUCGAUGAAAACCCAGUUCAUAUAAAAACUCAAAUGUAGAUGCCUUGUAAGAGAUGGAAGAAAAAGUGUUGUGUGUAUCAUACUUUGCUUUAUUGCAUCCCUAUUGUUGUUAGAAUAAUCUCAUGCUAUUAAGGAAUAAACUAAGAAGCUUACACUGUGUAAACCAAACUGAGCUCUUGUUUUCCUUCAAUUACACUGGAUUACUAAAUUAGAGUAGAUUAGUAAAAUCCUUCUACACUAAGAAGCUUAAAAAUGGAGGCAGAUAAUUUAUUUUAAAAAAAAAGUAAUUUCAUACUUGUACAGGCAGAGCAGUGUGCAUGAAGUAGAUUUUGGCUUGUUUUGAGUUUGGGCAAAGAACCCUACUGUAAUAGGAGAAGAAUGGAGUUGUAGUGAGGGACAGAGUCCUUUUGCAAUGACAGAGGUUUGGCCUUUGUUUUCAGGAUUUCCUUUCAGCACUGAAGCCAGGCUGUUCUUUCUCCACUAUGAAUUCAGUUUUGCAGUAACAAAUGAUGUGGUGAGUUUCUGGGAGCUGAAUGCUGAGACCAAACCAUAUUUAUCUCUCAUAGCUAGAGAGGUUUCAAAACCAAGAGCAAAUCUCUCCCGUGUAAUAAAAGUCUUAGGUGGGUCGAGAGGUCUCACAAUUAAGGUUCACAUGUAUUUUUAUUAAUUAUUGCAAAACUCUAGAGCAGAAAGCCUAAAAUGAAACAGGCUAUGCAUGAAAAUGCUUCUUAGUCACUUUUGUGACAAAAAUAGGAAAGUUUUUUGGCUGCAAAGUUUUAAGGGCUGUCAUUCCCCUGAAGAGUUCAUACCAUGAUGCACGACUGAUUUCAGUGUCAGGAAAAUGAAUUGUUCUCUGGUAAUUUGUGACAUCAGGAAAAUAGUGUAUCUAAGGAUGUGUUCAAAUAAACUUUUUUGCAACACUUAAUGUGGUUCUAAACAGUGAAUGUUUUUUCUGUAGCAACUGCUUGUUACUGCUGUUUCAGUUUAUCUGCCAUCAGCCUUUGCAAAUGUUUUUUCUGUUCCAGCUCAGUCCUGAGCUGCACAGUUUUCUCAGUGCUGGAAGUUUGGCUGCAGUUUUGUUCAGCAGAACUUUUGUGUUCUAUUCCUCACAUCUGCAUGUCUUCAUA
Parus major (Great Tit) is the source of this 4175-nucleotide messenger RNA. It is a transcript of the gene AGPAT4, whose product is annotated as 1-acylglycerol-3-phosphate O-acyltransferase 4. NCBI's taxonomy places the organism in Eukaryota, Metazoa, Chordata, Aves, Passeriformes, Paridae. The record is from RefSeq and is a predicted model, not a curated record. The coding region runs from base 166 to 1008 and encodes 280 amino acids. The transcript is spliced from 6 exons. Gene Ontology annotation, cellular component: mitochondrial outer membrane; endomembrane system. Gene Ontology annotation, molecular function: 1-acylglycerol-3-phosphate O-acyltransferase activity.